Amphimedon queenslandica is the source of this 1831-nucleotide messenger RNA. RefSeq names its product rhotekin-2-like. The transcript is spliced from 11 exons. Lineage: Eukaryota; Metazoa; Porifera; Demospongiae; Haplosclerida; Niphatidae. Gene Ontology annotation, biological process: septin ring organization; mitotic cytokinesis; actomyosin contractile ring assembly. Gene Ontology annotation, cellular component: actomyosin contractile ring. Bases 63 to 1604 code for a protein of 513 amino acids. The record is from RefSeq and is a predicted model, not a curated record.
UAUUUCAAGAAGGGCGCCAUCAUUACUGACAAACCUAUUCUCUUUGAAUUUCUUUUAAAAUUAUGGAGUCUUCUGGAGAUGAGUCCAAGCUAUAUCCUGACCUUCCUGUGGUUAGUUCGCUGGUUGGUUUAAAGAGAAAGGUCGGCAGUGGAGACCCGAUGCCCUCUCCUUCUGAGGCAACCGUGCAGUAUGAGGAUAAUAAAGAAAAUGAAUCAUUGAAGAAGCAUAAAUUGUCAAAAGAGUCCCUUGAAAUAUCUCUGCUAGAGGAGGCCAUUGAAAAGGAGAGGAUGAUCAGGGAUGGUGCUUCUAAGAUGCUUACUUUGUCCAAAAGUGUCAGACAGAAUAUUGAAUUAUCAAAGAGUUUGUUUGUAUCAAACAUGAAGACACUCUCUCUCCUCAAGCAGUUACAGCAAGUUAAACAAGGACACAAGGACAUUGAAAUUGAUAAUGUUGGCAAUGUUGACAAACCCUGUCUAGCUAAACUAGCAGUAUCAGACAUUAGGAUCCCUCUCCAAUGGAAAGAUUUUGAAUCUUCAAAAGGAAAAAUUGAUUCUAAUUACAAGGUUGGAGUUUUUUGUCUUUUUCGUCUUGGUAACCAGGUGAUAGACACGCCCACUUUAAUUGAGGUUGACAGGUCUAUGGUCGACAUAGCAUUUCCUGAUUUUAUAAUCUUUCCUAAUAAAGUGGAGCAUGACUUCAAGCUGAUAGUUGAACUCUAUACUUCAGUACCAAACCAAACUGAUACCGGUACUAGCUUAGGGAGCAUGUCAGGAACACCCUCUCGUAAGGACUCCACUCCACUCAAAGUGCUGAAGAAAAUAAAAAGAGACCUCUCCUAUGAUCAUUUGUCCUCUCCGUUAUCAACGUCAACCCUAUCCCUCUCUCCUUAUGUCCCUUCAGUACAAUCAGCCAACCCCACCCACUCAUUCACUAUCGCUGGACACUCUCAGUUCACGCUAGACGAUGUAAUGGGAACAUGUCGCACUUAUAAACUGACAGUUGGAGCUGUAGGAUCCAGUGGUACUUCUUCAUCUACUGGUGAUCAUAUUUUGCUGCCUCUCUGGGGUCAGAUCUGUUGCUCUAUAAUGGCUGAACCAACUUGUGCUACACAACCUCGGGCCACUGGAUUCAUUAACAUACAACAAAUGGUCUCAGGUUAUCCAGCUUGGUUAAGGCAGUGGUGUGUGUUGAGACAGCACCACUUGAGGUGCUGGACCUACCCUGAAGACGUGGGAAGGAAAAUGCCAGUCAGUACCAUCAACCUCACCAAAGAUAUGACAGUUGAGAAUGCUCCUAGACUAGUAAUGAGACGACUUAAUACCCUGCUUGUCAAAGAUCACGAAAGAGAUGAUGAGUAUUACUUCUCCUUUGAGAGCAAGGAAGAGAGAGAAGCUUGGUCUGCAGCUUUCAGACAGGCUAUCCUCGAUCUCAAGAUAUGGAAGGACUCGAGUAACUUUGUCAUACCAAAGAGCAGCUCUGGAAGUAAAUACUACUCUUCAAGCAACGAUGGAUUACUGGAUAACACUGGAGGAGCUACUUUUAAUAACAAAAGAAGUGGAGCUGCUUUCUCUCAAUACACUCCACCAACAGAGACUGUCCUUUAACACUGCAACACUCUAUUCUCUUCCUUUAUUGACACAAAUGCCAUUAUUAUUAUUAUUAUUAAUAUGAUUAUAUCAACUAUGACUCUUCAUACAUAAUUAUACAAACUGUCUUAUCAUUGUUGUCUUUGUGAUAUUAGAAUCCUUUCUCUCUCUUAAUCCACCUGGUCUACUCUACUGUAGUGUGCUAACUUCUCUUGUUAAGUUAAAAUUAUUUGAAAUAUUUGGAA